This is a messenger RNA of Dichomitus squalens LYAD-421 SS1, 2470 nucleotides long. RefSeq names its product DHS-like NAD/FAD-binding domain-containing protein. The coding region runs from base 74 to 2182 and encodes 702 amino acids. NCBI's taxonomy places the organism in Eukaryota, Fungi, Basidiomycota, Agaricomycetes, Polyporales, Polyporaceae. Gene Ontology annotation, biological process: pericentric heterochromatin formation; mRNA export from nucleus; proteasome assembly. The record is from RefSeq and is a predicted model, not a curated record. Gene Ontology annotation, cellular component: proteasome regulatory particle, lid subcomplex; mating-type region heterochromatin. Gene Ontology annotation, molecular function: histone deacetylase activity, NAD-dependent; NAD+ binding. The transcript has 8 exons.
CCACCUCCCGCCUCCUCGCACCCUCGCGCGCAUCCCCCUGCCCGCCCCCUCGCCGUCGCCCCUCACUCGUGCGAUGACGGCGUUCCUUCCGCUCGAUGCGGGCGCACCACUGCCGCCGUCGCCAGCGUUUCUGGUGCCCUCGCCCGAGCCAGCCGGCCAUGUCAAGCGGGUGAUCAAAGCCGUCCUGAAGGCGCGCCGCAUCGCCGUCGUCUGCGGUGCGGGCAUCUCCGUGCAGGCUGGUAUUCCUGAUUUCAGAUCGUCGGAGGGGCUCUUCCAAUCCUUGAAGAAGGAUCACCCGAUGCUCAGCUCUGGCAAGGACCUGUUCGAUGCGUCGGUGUUCAACUCUGAAGAUACUACGUCGCUCUUCUGUCAAAUGAUCGCGCAACUGUCGCAACUGUCAGACGCAGCCCAACCUACGGCAUUUCAUCGAUUCCUGCGAGUCCUGAACGACCGCCGGCGUCUCCUCCGCGUAUACACGCAGAAUAUCGACGCACUCGAGGAGAAGUCGGGUCUCACGUUUGGGGUCCCUGAAUUGGAUGUCAAGCGGGCCAAGCCUCGCUCAAGCAAGGGCAAAGCUCCUGCCCUGGACUCAGCUGAGACAGUCUCAGCCGAUUUGCCUCAACCUGACGAGCCUUCGACGAGCAGACUCCCAUCACCCCCUGUCGAAACUCCCAAAUGCAUUCCCCUCCACGGCACUCUCCAACUGAUGCAUUGCGUGACAUGCACGCAUUCGUAUCCUCUACGCGACUACAUCGACUCGCUAGUGUCAGGUACUCCUCCGCCGUGUCCUCAGUGCACCGCUCUCGAGGAGACGCGACAACUCGUAGGCAAGCGGUCUCGCGGAGUUGGGAAGCUGCGACCCAGCGUAGUACUCUACAACGAAGAUCACAAGGACGGAGAGGAGGUGGGCAACGUCGUCCGGAAGGACCUGAUGGGAAGCUCUAAGGGCAAGGGCCGCGCGGGAGCGGACCUGCUCCUGGUGGUAGGGACCAGCCUGCGUGUCCCGGGAACGAAGCGCAUCGUGCGCGAGUUCUCGAAGGCCGUGCGAUCCCGGCAUGCCGCGAUGAACGCACCCCCAGACCCGCCUGCAGACGGACAGACGACAUCUGCCCACGGUCUCGUGACGCCGACACCCUCCCCACGUCGGUCACCGGCGGAGGACGAGGAGCCCCCGGUACGGACGAUAUACUUGAACCUGGAUUUUCCGGUGCCAACGAGGGAGUGGGAGGGCGUGUUCGACGUGUGGAUACGGGGGGACGCGCAGACGUUCGCGAGGAUGGUGCACGAGGAGCUGGAGAAGGAGGAGCAGGCGAAGGAGGCGGCGAAGGAGCGCAAGCGGAAGAGGGAGGAGGCGGCCGCGGAGAGCGCGAGGUUGGCCGAGGAGCAGGAGGAAGGGGAAACGGAGCAGAAGAAGGAGAAGGGGAAGAAGGCUCUUUCCUCGAGAGGGCGGAAAGAGGAGGAAGUUCAGUCGUCGCUUCCCACCCCGCCUACGUCCCGCGACGACCCCACCCGGCUGACGAUCAAGCUCCCACCUCUCCACAAGAGGCUGGUUCCUGAGGUGGUCAUAUCGACGCUCCCAAAGGUCACCCGUCCGGUGCAUAUACCAGGACCGUUCUCAUCUCCCUUGUCAUCCCCCCCAGUCUCGACGUGCGACUCCCCUCCCUCUUCUCCCCCGAGGCCCAACCAGCUACCGACUCCCCCUAGACCCACCAGGACCAUCAGCGGGACAACCGAGUUGUCCUCGCCAACUUCUUCCAUGUCGUCCUCGCCAUCGCCAUCGCCCUCCAAGAAACGGAAGACCUCGCGCGUUUGGCCACUCAGCGUGCACCACUGCACUUGCAUCCUGACCACCAUGUCUACCUCUGCCGCCUCUACUUCCCAGCCAAUCCAGAGCACCUCGGCAGCGGUUGAGCACACGAAGGACGACGACGUUCCCCACCUCGGCGUUCUCGAGGAGGAUGACGAGUUCGAGGAGUUCGCGGUAGCCGAUUGGGAUGACUCCCACACGGAUCUUGCACACUUGGGCGGCACGGCGCCGGGCGCGGCGAAGUCGGGCGGGGACAAGCUGUGGGAGGAUAACUGGGACGAUGACGAUAUCGAGGACGACUUCAGUGUACAGCUAAGAAACGAGCUGGCGAAGAAGAAGGGCAAUGGUGGCGGCCCAGAGCCCAUGCAGCACUGAAGGAGGAAGCCCCUGUUUGAUCGUACCUGUGCUAUUUGCGACUAUGUUUCACCGGACGCUCUCUGUACCCGUGGUUUAUCCAGCUCCCCAACCAUCCAACCCAAUCCGCUGUGCGCUGCAUCUGGAUCGAGCGAAAUCUAUGCACGUUCAUGGGAAAAGCUGCAGUCGGUCUCGUGCGGCCGCGGGCCUCUCCAUCCUUCCAUUGGAGUCACGGUUCGUCCUGUCAAACUAAUAAGCUUUCUUCCGCCUUGCGUCACAAGAAGUAGCCAAUGCAUGUCUCUGUAUCAC